This is a messenger RNA of Vicia villosa (hairy vetch), 2018 nucleotides long. RefSeq names its product benzyl alcohol O-benzoyltransferase-like. Bases 3 to 1571 code for a protein of 522 amino acids. NCBI's taxonomy places the organism in Eukaryota, Viridiplantae, Streptophyta, Magnoliopsida, Fabales, Fabaceae. The transcript is spliced from 2 exons. The record is from RefSeq and is a predicted model, not a curated record.
UUAUGGCCCAAUCUUUGUUAUUCACAAUGAGUGCCUCUAAAUUUGUCACUCCAUCAAAUAUACACAGUCUCCACUUUCAAUACUUGCAUAAACCACACCAUCAAAAACCAUUUUCAAUCAUGGCCAAAUCUUUGUUAUUCACUCCAUCGAAUAUACACCGUCUCCACUUUCAGCACUUACAUAAACAAUACCAUCAAAAGUCAUUUUCAAUUAUCGCCCAAUCUCUCUUAUUCCCAGUCAAGAAGCAUGCUCCAGAAUUAGUUACUCCAUCGAAACCAACACCUCAUGAAGUAAAAUUACUAUCCGACAUUGAUGACCAAGAUGUGUUACGUUUUCACAUUCCAGUGAUACAGUUUUAUAACUAUGAUCCAAGUAUGAAAGGAAAAGACCCUGUAGAUAUAAUUAAAAAAGCACUUGCGAAAACGCUUGUGUUUUAUUAUCCAUUUGCAGGUAGAUUGAGAGAAGGAGCUGAUCGAAAACUUAUGGUUGAUUGUACUGGAGAAGGUGUUUUGUUUAUUGAAGCUGAUGCUGAUGUUACUCUUAAAGAUUUCGGUGAUACUCUUCUUCCUCCAUUUCCUUGCUUGGAUGAGCUUCUUUAUGAUGUUCCCGGUUCUUCCAACGUUCUUAACGCUACAUUGAUCCUUAUUCAGGUAACACGCCUCAAGUGCGGUGGUUUCAUAUUUGCUAUUCGUGUAAACCAUACAAUGAGUGAUGCAUCAGGUAUAAUUCAAUUCAUGAAUGCCUUAGCAGAAAUAUCUCGUGGAAUGAUAGAACCUUCAAUCUCACCAGUAUGGUGUAGAGAACUUUUAUGCGCAAGGAACCCACCAAGAGUGACAUGUUAUCAUCCCGAACUCGAACAAGCACCUGAUAACAAAGGAAAUGUUAUAUCCUUAGACACCAUGGUCCAACGAACUUUCUUCUUUGGUCCCAACGAGGUAGCCAUAGUUCGCUCUCUCCUUCCAACCAACCAACAACAACAAUACUCCAAAUUUGAAAUCAUCACCGCUUUCCUUUGGCGUUGUCGUACAAUAGCGUUACAACUAGAUUCAAACGAACGCGUUCGUUUGAAUAUCGUAGUCAAUGGACGUUAUGUAAACCUACGAUUACCAAAGGGUUACUAUGGUAAUGUUGUUGCAAAUCCGGCUAUUGAUACAACAGCGGGCAAAAUUGUUGAAAAUAGGUUGGGAUAUAUGUAUGUACUGAAUUUAAUUAAGAAUGCAAAAGCUAAAGUCACCAAAGAGUAUAUGCAUUCAUUGGCAGAUUUAAUUGUUAUCAAGGGCCGACCUCCGUUUACCAUGAAUGAAUUUAUGUUUAUAGUAUCUGAUGUUACGCGUGUUGGAUUUGGAGAUGUUGAUUUUGGUUGGGGGAAAGCUGUUUAUGGAGGACCAGCUAUCGAUUCUCCUCUUCCUGGUUCUGCUAGCUUUUAUAUACCUUUUACAAAUGCUAAAGGAGAGAAAGGUUUCGUUGUACCACUUUGUUUGCCAGCACAAGCCAUGGAGAGAUUUGUAAUAGAACAUGAUAGUGUGCUUCAGGGAAUCAGUAACCAAUCUGCUAACGGUGAUCCAAAUUAAUUUAUACCAUUUGCCUCCUUUUGCUAUCUGUUGAAAGAAUGAAAGACAUGAAAGUAUUCAAGUGAUGAAUUGAUUAAGGUCAAUUUUGACUCAUAGCAACUUUCCAUUUAUAGUAAUUAAGUUGAGUUCAAAAGUUAGUUGAGAAUUUGUUAUUUUAGAAAAGUUGUUAGUUACAAGUUUGUUGAGUUAGCUUCAAAGCUUGUACUAAAAUUAUCAUUCAUGGUCCCCAUCAAUGCGUCGUGCUCUUGGUGAAAAUAUGAAACUUGAAUUUGUUGAUGGACCUAUAUUAGUUCUAAUUGAUUCUUUUGAUCAUCUUGAUUGCUCCUUGGAACAUAUGCAACAUGUUGAUUCAUUCUUGGAUUGUUAAUUCGGUUUCAAAAUUAAGUACACAAUCCAUUGGAUUUAUUGAGAAUGCAAUUCAUGUUUGGAACGAUUGGAAAGACUGAU